Molecule: messenger RNA, 1761 nt
Organism: Stereum hirsutum FP-91666 SS1
Lineage: Eukaryota; Fungi; Basidiomycota; Agaricomycetes; Russulales; Stereaceae
Product: WD40 repeat-like protein
Exons: 7
Coding region: 1-1602 (533 amino acids)
Biological process (GO): DNA-templated DNA replication; rRNA processing
Cellular component (GO): nuclear pre-replicative complex
Molecular function (GO): protein binding
Source: RefSeq, a predicted model, not a curated record
AUGCGGCUCCAAGAAGUCGUUUUAUGCUCAACUGCACCCUCGACUUCUACGUCCGGCGCUGGUGCUAUAGCUCUGCAUGACAUCUCUACGGGCUCUACUUUGGCAUCCUUCAAGCAAACAUCUCCUGCGGUUCAAUGCACCGCUGUGGUCAAUACGACCGUGCUAGAUGGGACACCACAAGGAGGUUUAAUUCUCACGUCACAACCAGACAAGUCUAUUUUGAACGUCUACAAUUUCCAAAAAGACCAGAUAGCCCUCAAGAUUGUGCUCCCGGAGAAACUAUCGUGCAUCUCGGUUGAUGCAAGGGGAGAAUUCUGCGCGGGAGGGACGGCACAGGGCAGGAUUUAUCUUUGGGAGAUUGCAUCUGGUAUUAUGUAUAACUCGUGGGACGCGCACUACCGACAAAUCACCGUUUUGCGGUUCACAUCUGACGGAGCCGCAUUACUGUCAGGGAGUGAGGACUCAGGUGUUAGCGUGUGGUCUGUUUCCAGGCUCCUAGAUGACGAGCUGCAAAAUGAUCUCCCUUCACCCUAUACGACUCUUUCCGACCAUACCCUCCCGAUCACUGAUAUUGCAUGUGGCGUAGGGCCCUUCCCUUCAUGUCGGGUCCUCACUUCAUCAGUAGACCAUUCAGUCAAGCUCUGGGAUCUGUACUCGAAAACUCUCCUCACGACCUUCCACUUUCCUCAUUCAAUCUGUUGCCUAACAUGGGACGUCACCGAACGUCUUUUCUUCGCUGCCUCUUCCACCUCAGAAGGAACUGUCCAUCAAGUGAACCUAUUUCGUAAAAGAAAUGAUCACGGCAGCCAAAACUUUGGAGGGAUGGAGGCCGUAGGUGGAGCGGGCGUGAGCGAUGUUAUCAGGAUUGGGGAAGAAGACCCACGAGAGGCUAAAAGAAGAGUAAUCACUGUCGGAGAGCCAAUAGCGUCUCUAACCCUCUCCCUAACAUCCUCUUUCCUCCUCACCGGCACCUCAACUGGACAAAUCCACAUUCACGAUAUCCCCUCGCACCAGCUCCUUCGUACUAUCUCUUCGCACAAAGGUUUCUCAAUAACUUAUCUCACCACGAUGUUGAAACCCCCGGACUUGAUCGGUCACGCGAGUUUGAGUUUGGGCGCAGGGUCCGCAGGCGUAGGUGUGGGAGGUGGUGCCACCUCGGCAGGUAGUGGUGGCGCUGGAGGGGAAAUUGGUGUGAAACCUAUAAUGCCUUUCCAGAGGAUGAAGGAACCUCGGGCGAGAGAUGCGCACGAGGUCGUUAUGGUUCUGCCCGUACAGGACAAGCUAUCAAUGUCCUCCUUGACCUCUUACUCGCCCGCCGAACUCCUUCGAGACCAUGAAUUCUUCGUGAAUCCGAGUGCGUCGCCCGCCUCGUCUACGCCUAGAGCCGCAAACCCUACACUAUUAGAGCCGAAAGUGGCGGAGCUAGAAGAUGAAGUGGCGAAGUUAAGGGAACAGUUGGGGAAAGCGAAGCGGGUGAAUGAUGUUAUGUGGGAGACGGUCGUCAAAAAGGUUGUCAAGCAGGGGAAGGACAGCGAUGGUGACAGUGCGAAGGACAAGGAUGAUGGAAGGGCUAAGAAGAGGGGACGGGUUGAUAGCUCAUGAUCGCUGUGCAAGGCUCUCUAGGAUUGGUGUGCCGUUUGGUGAAAUGGUCAAGAGGGGCCACAGUGGCGUCAGGAUCAACGUACAAAAAUUCGGACCGCGCCGGACCGUGUCAUUGUUGACCGGUCGACCGCCGAGUCAGAGCGUUGAUCUUCUUUGUCG